GGCCCCGGCGGUGCCACAUUAAGUGCCAGGAGCUCAGCUCGGCGAUAGCGCCAUGCUCGGGGCUGCAGGGUUCAGCGGCGCGGCCCUUCUCUGCGCCUUGUUCUGCGCGGCAGCUGCCGCCGCUGCCGGCCCCGAGAGCAGACCCUCUCCCGCCGCCUUCGGCCGCCUCUACCGCGGCGCCGUGAACAUCAGCGCAGAGCGCGUCUACUCCUUCGCCUACCGCAGCCGGCCCGGGCAGGUAGAUGCGGUGCGGGUGUCUGUGAACAGCAGUUCUGAGAACCUCCAGUAUCCUGUCUUGUUUGUAGUUCGACAACAGAAGGGGGUGCUGUCAUGGCAGGUUCCACUAAUUUUUCGAGGCCUCUAUCAGAGGACCUACAACUACCAAGAAGUCAGUCGGACUCUCUGCCCUUCUGAGCCAACACCUGAGGCAGGACACUCCGACCAGAUUAUAUUUGUGGAUGUUGCUUCCAUGGCACCGUUUGAUAUUGCAUAUGAACUACUAGUCACUAGGCUCAACAACUUCCAACUUGAGACGGACAAAGCUUUUAGCUUCACUGCCAGCCCUUCCCAGCCCCAGUAUUUCCUAUACAGGUUCCCUCAAGAUGUGGAUUCGGUCAUCGUCAAAGUGGUGUCUGACGUAGUCUACCCCUGCUCAGUUGUCUCCAUCCAGGAUAUUGUGAAAAAGGACUUCCCAGGUGAGCAGUUCUUUGUUGUGUUUGUCAUCAAGCCAGAGGACUAUGCCUGUGGGGGUUCUGUGCCUUCUUCUAUCCAUGGAAACCGUACCUGGAACCUCCAACGAACAAAGAACCUUCAAGUCACAGUUGUGCCCUCCAUUAAAAAGUCUAUUUAUGUGCAAGCCAUGUUCUUCAGCUUCCUGAGCUUCCUCUCCUUUUACCUGGGCUCAGUGGUUGUUGCUUUCGUUCACUAUAUCAGGGUUCGGCAAAAGGCUUCAACUGGCAAAUACAGUCCUGAUGAUGGAUCUGGGAUAAUGACCUCUUCACAUCCUAUUACAGCCAGUACUUCUGAGGGAAGCAGCUAUGGUGCUAUUGAUGAGUCAAGCUCCAAUGGUGGAGAGCAGUUGUCUUCCCUCGAGCGAGGGCCGCAAGAUGAUUCUGACACUGACAGCUCUGUUGAGGAAGAGAGCGACUUCGACACCAUGCCAGAAAUUGACAGUGAUAAGAAUGUCAUCCGCACUAAGGUGUUCCUCUAUUUGUCAGACUUGUCCAGGAAGGACCGAAGGAUUGUCAGCAAAAAAUACAAAAUUUAUUUCUGGAACAUCAUCACUAUAGCAGUGUUUUAUGCCCUGCCAGUAGUCCAGCUCGUCAUCACCUACCAGACGGUAGUGAAUGUGACAGGCAAUCAGGACAUCUGCUACUACAACUUCUUGUGUGCUCACCCCCUUGGAGUGUUGAGUGCCUUCAACAACAUCCUCAGCAAUGUGGGCCACGUGUUGCUGGGCUUUCUCUUCCUCCUGAUUGUGUUGCGCAGAGACAUCCUCCACCGUCGGGCCAUGGAGAUGAAAGAUAUCUAUAUUCUGGAUUAUGGAAUCCCAAAGCAUUUUGGUCUCUUUUAUGCUAUGGGCAUUGCUCUGAUGAUGGAAGGGGUGCUCAGUGCCUGUUAUCAUGUCUGCCCAAAUUACUCCAAUUUCCAGUUUGACACCUCCUUCAUGUACAUGAUUGCAGGACUGUGCAUGCUCAAGCUGUAUCAGACCCGCCACCCAGACAUCAACGCCAGUGCCUAUUCAGCCUAUGCCUCAUUUGCUGUGGUCAUCUGUCUGGCAGUCCUUGGAGUGGUAUUUGGAAAAAAUGACAUGUGGUUUUGGGACAUUUUCUCAAUGAUCCAUGUUCUGGCCUCUCUGGCUCUCAGCACUCAUAUCUACUACAUGGGCCGCUUCAAGAUUGAUGACCUUGAUUCAGACUUGGGGAUAUUUCGUCGGGCAGUGAUGGUGCUGUACACGGACUGUAUCCAGCAGUGCAGUCGACCAAUGUACAUGGACAGGAUGGUGCUGCUUAUUGUUGGAAACCUGGUCAACUGGUCCUUUGCUAUCUUUGGACUAGUGUAUCGGCCCAGAGACUUCGCCUCCUACAUACUGGGAAUCUUCAUCUGUAACUUGCUGCUGUAUCUGGCUUUUUACAUCAUCAUGAAGCUUCGCAGCUCAGAAAAGCUCCUGCCUAUCCCACUGUUCUGCAUCAUGGCUACAGCAGUGAUGUGGGUGGCUGCCCUCUACUUCUUCUUCCAGAACCUCAGCAGCUGGGAGGAGACUCCAGCAGAGUCUCGGGAAAAGAACAGGCCGUGCAUCCUUCUGGGCUUCUUUGAUGACCAUGACGUCUGGCACUUCCUCUCUGCAGCUGCCUUGUUCUUCUCCUUUCUGGUCCUGCUAACCCUGGAUGAUGACUUGGACACAGUGCGCAGGGACAAGAUUCCAGUUUUCUGAAUUCCAAGGGGAGGCAAAGGGUGUCCUGAACUGCUCCCCCAGCCAAAGGCACCAGGCCACCAAAGCCCAUUGGAAACAAACCUGCUUCCAUGCCCAGCGGCCCUGAGGGAAAGAGGAGUUGGAUCCUAUGACAAGCAUGAAGGGAUGCUGCAAUAACUGAGGCAGGACCAGAAGGGAGGAUUGGUAUUUGCACCUUACCCAUGGCAUCUGCUGGAGCAGACACCACCUGACAACCUGGGCUAGUGAAAGCCCUCUGGCUUCUGAAUCUUCAGUGAGAGCCACUGAAGAGGGAGGUAACUGGAAGUUUUAUCAUUAACUCUGGUGAGUGCACUCGAGACACAAUGCACACCCUUCCCUUGUCCCUUCCCUUGUCUGCAGCUGGUGCCUCCAGGGGCCGCUGCCUUCAGCGGGUCCCGUCAGCAAGCUGGGGGAGCAUAUUGUUCCCAUCCCGUGGCCGUUCCAGGACACAAAACAACUGCUGGGUGAGCAAAAGACUCCAAGCUGAAAUGGUAGUGGGCUGUUGUUUUCAUCUUGCUGUAGAAUCUUAUCCUGUGUCUGGAAGGGAACCAUGAUACCAAUAGAAAUUCGUCUAAGGGAUGGCAGUGUUUGAGACAGAUGGUGGACUGAAGUUUCCCAUGAAUGCUCUACAAGAGGCAGAAUCUCCUGUCUUGGUUACUGUGGCCUCUUAUCCUUUUACACAUAGAACAACCUCACUUACCUCUGGCAGCUCGCCACAUGAGUGCUUAUCAGCACAGUGGUUUCUUGUAUAGCAGCAGAAGUGCUUCUCUGAGCAGUGUGAGCCACCAUGGCUCACUGGCAAACAAGUCACAGCCUUGUUUGUAGUGUAGUGUCUUGGCCCCUGUUGCAUGGUCCAGGGAGCUUUGCUAAAAGGGCAAGGUGGAAUGAAGAAUCCAUCCAGCAACCUCAAUUUCUUUCCAGCUCCUAUGUGCUAGUUUUGAGCAAACUUGGCAAGAAUGUUCCUGUUCUGGGUUGGGGCUGAGAUUUUAUGGGGGUUGGGGUUGACUUUUUUAUCUAAAUGUCUGACUUUUCCCCUCUUCAACUUUUCUGCAGUUGAAAUAGUUUUUUAUUGAUUUCUGCAUUCC
Molecule: messenger RNA, 3537 nt
Organism: Nothoprocta perdicaria
Lineage: Eukaryota; Metazoa; Chordata; Aves; Tinamiformes; Tinamidae
Gene: SIDT1
Product: SID1 transmembrane family member 1
Exons: 25
Coding region: 53-2434 (793 amino acids)
Cellular component (GO): membrane
Source: RefSeq, a predicted model, not a curated record